Messenger RNA from Anopheles maculipalpis, 960 nucleotides. RefSeq lists its product as uncharacterized. The transcript has 2 exons. NCBI's taxonomy places the organism in Eukaryota, Metazoa, Arthropoda, Insecta, Diptera, Culicidae. The coding region runs from base 1 to 960 and encodes 319 amino acids. The record is from RefSeq and is a predicted model, not a curated record. Gene Ontology annotation, molecular function: zinc ion binding; nucleic acid binding.
AUGGCACCCCCAACCGAUCCUAAUACUGGACCUCCCGCUGCCGGAACGCUAAUUACGUUCACGUUCGAGCCGUUCAACCCUGCUACGUCGAAAUUUGAUCGAUGGUUGGACAGACUGCAGAUUUCGUUCCGGAUUUACCAUGUUCGGAAAGACGACCAACGGGAUUUCCUGCUACACUACAUGGGGGGCCCUACAUACGAUGUGCUGUGUAAUAAGUUGAAGAAUGCUGAACCUACCACAAAGACGUACAGUGAAAUUGUUGCCCUUCUGAAGGAGCAUUUCAGCCCCACGCCGCUGGAAAUCCUCGAGAAUUUCAAGUUCGCUAGUCGCAAACAGCAAGACAACGAAUCGCUUAGCGACUACCUGAUGAAUUUAGAGAAGCUUGCUCAGUCGUGCAAUUUCGGGGAUUAUCUGGAUAGGGCUCUUCGGAAUCAGUUCGUCUUUGGAAUCCGUAAUCGGGUGAUACAAUCCCGAUUGCUGGAAGUUCGCGAUUCAACGCUAACAAAGGCAAAGGAAAUCGCAUACGGAAUGGAGAUGUCUCAUCGGGGAGUCGAUGAAAUGCAUAAUUCUCGUCCAAAAAGUGAAGUUCAGCACAUCGAGCACGGAGCAAACAAAACGAAAAAGAGUGCCCACUCGUCCAACCAAGCAAGGACGAGCCGAGGUGCCCAUUCGUCCAACCAAGCAAGUACGAGCCGAGGUGCCGUUCGUCAGCCGAGCAACCCUGAGGAACAAAGGAAACGUUGUUAUCGCUGCGGGGAUGCUGGUCACUAUGCGGACAGGUGCAAAUACAAAACGGCGAUCUGCAAAUUCUGCACGAAGAAAGGCCAUCUGGAGAAGAUGUGUCUGGCUAAAACGAAGCAGCGGACGGAUGGAACACACCACCUGGAGGAGCAGCCCUGCAUCAUCAAGGAUAUUUUUCACCUAAGCGCGACCGGUGGUUUGCCUGAUUUCGAACAAUAG